Messenger RNA from Talaromyces marneffei, 1389 nucleotides. RefSeq lists its product as uncharacterized. The coding region runs from base 1 to 1389 and encodes 462 amino acids. The record is from RefSeq and is a predicted model, not a curated record. Gene Ontology annotation, molecular function: tRNA adenosine(64)-2'-O-ribosylphosphate transferase activity. Lineage: Eukaryota; Fungi; Ascomycota; Eurotiomycetes; Eurotiales; Trichocomaceae. The transcript has 5 exons. Gene Ontology annotation, biological process: charged-tRNA amino acid modification. Gene Ontology annotation, cellular component: cytoplasm.
AUGAGCUCCGAAGCAAGGACGACUGGCAAUGCGUACCCGGUCUCACUAUCAGAAAUCGAGUUCCCAUCUGCAGCCGUCUCGGUAUCACAGCUCCUAACAUCGUUACGGCGUUCCGCGCUGUCAGUUACAAACCGUCUACGCUCCAUUGAAGCAGACGCCCGCUUUGUGUCACAGGUGGCCGAUCAUUAUGGCGGUUUACCCCUCAUUGCCAACGAACGCUGUGGCAGUUGGUAUAUCAACCCGACGCAAAAGGCCGGUAGCGUCUAUUUCAAGAGUACGGAUGGACACACUGGGGUCUGGGAGUUUAGUUUCCGUAGGCUCAAUUUGCAGGUUCUCCAGAUUGCUCGGCAGCGUGGCGGGUGUAUUAUCGUGGAUUCCACCCGCAGGGGCAAGUUGAUGCCCGAUGCUCUCUCCAAAACUGUUCCGAUAUGGACUGCUGUUUUGAAUCGUGCCCUGUUUCCAUCAGAACCUGCAUAUCAUCCAGUCCAGUUCCCGCCUAACUUUUUACCUCCCUCGGAAGAAGCUCAAAUCGAGAAACGAAUUGACGGGUUCGUCAAGACCUUCAAGGAGUUGAAGCUUGAUUUGGACCAAUUGAGGAAAGACCUAGGCUAUCCAAUCAGAAUUGCCUGGGCCAAUCAGACUUAUUUCUAUCCUACUACGCUUCAGAAAGGGGUUGGCUACAAUCUUUUUGUGCUUUGCUCGGCCUCUAGAAGAGUGCACGGUGCUGAGGCAUCUGAAGGUGGGUAUAUCCAGGGUGCAGGCGACGAUGCCGAGAAAUGGUCUCACGGCUUGACUCCCCCUGUCUUCUGGGGAAAUAGAGACCUUCUUAGUAGUACAGACGAGAGCGAUUUACCAGAUCUCAUCCAAGAGUUGAUCUCGAAAACUGAUUCUCACAACAAUGGUGAUACUAAAGUUGGCGUCCAUGUCCGCCCAUCAUCGAAUCUAUUCAUCUGCCAAUCUCGACCAAACGACCUCAGCAUACAGGGUGAUUACGACCUCGUUAUUGCCUGUAACGAUAACCCUGACCUAUCCACCGCGAAGAAGCUGAAUCUGGGCUGCGGUUCGCACAAACUCGGCAGUCGAGAUUUGCGCUCUGCCCUGGACAAAGUGAAAGCGUUUGCAGAGAAGCAUCUGACAGCUAAUCCGGCGCAAUCGAUACUGGUCGCUUGCGAGACGGGAAAAGACCUCUCCGUUGGAACACUUUUGACUAUUAUUUGCCUGUUUUAUGACGAUCAUGGUAACUUCGUCGGGCCGCAGACAGACCUUUAUAUCGACAAACAAUAUAUCCGCCAACGAUUGACAUGGAUCGUAACGUCGAAGCCGGAUGCUAACCCGUCGCGGGCGACACUUCAAUCGGUCAAUGCAUUCCUUCUGCAGCGGCCAGAUUGA